AUAGAUUUUCAUAUAUUUUCUUUCGUCUCAAAUACAAAUCCCUUUUUAAUCUGCUCAUUUUGCCCUUUUGCCUUUUCGUUUGGUAAGGUAUAUAUAUUGCAAUAAUGAAUGAUAUGGGCAAAGUAGUUUCUUGCCACACUGUUGGUUCUUGGAAGCAACAGCUCCUCAAAGCCAAACAAUACAACAAAUUGGUCGUCGUGAAUUUUACUGCAACAUGGUGUGCCCCGUGUCGUGGCAUGGCUCCUGUUCUUAAAGAUUUAGCGAAUAAAAUGAGUAAUAAUGUUAUAGUUUUGAAAGUGGACGUUGACGAACUCAUGAGUGUUGCCAAUGAGUACGGAGUGGGAGCCCUUCCCUCGUUUCAAUUCUUCAAGAACGGAAAGUUAGUGGACAAGUUCGUAGGAGCAAGGAAAGAUGUUUUGCACAAAACUGUAUCCAAACAUGUUGCAUGAAGCGGUAUUUUUUUUUUGUUACUAAAAGUAAUAUUUGGAUGCAGUUCAGACCAUAUGUCUAUCUUCAUGUGCCUUUUCUUUAGUCAGAAAGAAAAAAAAAAUUAUCACUUAACAACUUGUACUGCAUAUGUACUGGAGCUCGAGGAUGUGUACCCAAAAUUUUUAAGUUUAUUAAAUAUUGCUGCAAACGUAACCAAGUACUUUAAGCAAAAUUGAAUGUUCUUUAUAACAAUUUCAUCCACUUGUGUUCUAUUGAGAUCAAUAUAUAUUAUUUUAGUUUAUCCCA
Messenger RNA from Cucumis melo (muskmelon), 735 nucleotides. RefSeq names its product thioredoxin H1-like. The coding region runs from base 105 to 449 and encodes 114 amino acids. The transcript has 3 exons. The record is from RefSeq and is a predicted model, not a curated record. NCBI's taxonomy places the organism in Eukaryota, Viridiplantae, Streptophyta, Magnoliopsida, Cucurbitales, Cucurbitaceae.